Molecule: messenger RNA, 4503 nt
Organism: Limulus polyphemus (Atlantic horseshoe crab)
Lineage: Eukaryota; Metazoa; Arthropoda; Merostomata; Xiphosura; Limulidae
Product: two pore calcium channel protein 1-like
Exons: 13
Coding region: 1-1377 (458 amino acids)
Biological process (GO): transmembrane transport; monoatomic ion transport
Cellular component (GO): endosome membrane; lysosomal membrane
Molecular function (GO): calcium ion binding; monoatomic ion channel activity; voltage-gated channel activity
Source: RefSeq, a predicted model, not a curated record
AUGAAAUGUAUCUUACAGUAUUUCUCAACAUUGCAAGGAAGUUUUGUCAACCUGUUUGUUUUACUUACUACCGCAAACUUUCCUGACAUCAUGAUGCCAGCUUAUGCUGCUUCCCGCUGGUCAGCUAUAUUCUUCAUUGUAUUUCUGAUCAUUCACCUGUACUUCAUCAUGAACAUGACAUUGGCUGUUGUAUAUGAAACAUUUACUUGGAUUGAAAAAGACAAGUUUCGGAAGCUGUUACUACACAGAAGAAAAGCUUGUCAGCAUGCUUUCCAUCUCUUAGUUAAUCGAGCUCAUCCUACACGGAUCAGUUUCAGACACUUUGAAGGCCUCAUGCGACAUUUAAAACCUAAGACUUGCAGGAGAGACAUCUAUUUAAUGUUCAAAACAUUGGAUUCAAGCAAAACAGGAUACCUAACCUUGGAUGAGUUUUACCAAGUGUAUGAGGUUGAAGCCCUUAAUUGGAAGGCUCAGAAAAAUGAAACUCCAUGGUUUAGUGAAUCCUGUAGUCCAUUUUUGGAGAUUUUCUCUUCAAUUCAUCAGCUUGUUGUUUCCAAAUGGUUCAACUACCUCAUUAUUGUGGUGAUUAUAGCUAAUGGAAUCUGGCAAAUUAUAGAAGCAGCUGAGAUAUCAGUUACACAUCACAUCAAGAGUACUGGAACAGCUGGAUCUUGGGUUGCUGUUGGAUUCAUAGUUGGGUACAUUAGUAAACAGGCUGCUGAUGUCAAAAGAGCACAAAAACGAUUGUUUAGGGUCAAGGCUAAGGCUCUGUAUGGUUGUAGCAAAACAAAAGGUGUCUUGAAUACAGUUUUCCGAAAAUACCUUUAUCAUUUAUGGUGUCUUACAGUUACGUUGUUUGAAUUGAUGGUAGUCAAUAACUGGUUCAUCAUCAUGGAUGGUUAUGCUAAUGUCGCUACAGAAUGGAGUCGAAUAUAUUUCAUGCUGUUUUAUGUGGUUACAAUGGUGGUGAUAAAUAUCAUCAUCGCUUUUAUUCUUGAGGCUUUCUUGUUUAGGAUUCAGUAUAAACAGAAGAUGGGAGACAUGGACAAGGACAGCUUGGUUCGAGUAGAUGUGUCUUUGACGCAAGCAGAGGUAAACUUCUGCAACAGCCAGUCCAAUCUCUCUGUCUCCUUGCUUACACAUGCUACUCACAACCUUAAUGAACAACGUAUACUCUUCAGAGGAACUCGUACUCGCACUAAGUUUUCUUUUAGUCUUAAAAUGUAUGCUGAUGAAGUAAAGUGUUGGCUUCAACAAGUUGAAAAUGAAGAGAGGGAACAGAGGGAAGAAUUACUGAGGAGGAUACAGGAUCAAGCUCAUUCACGGCAGCAAACCAGUACUUCUAGAGAUCGCUCAUGUCGAUCAUUUAGUAUGUAGGAAAUCUUUAACUGUGAUGUAUAAACCUAUAUGUAAAGUGUAUAUAAUGUUUAAUAGGAAAAAGAUGUGCAGGUAUUCAAACUUAAAUGGCAUGAAUUUUAAUAGUAAGAAGUAUUGUUGACAGCCAUUAUAUUCUUGUAUAAUCUUUCUUAGGUUUCCAAAAACAGUAAAAUUUGUAGAUUGAACUGAUAUUAACAGGGUACUUAUAUCUGCAAAUACUUAUUAUUAAGUCUUGUCACCACAGUGACUCAUUUUUUGUAUCUUUUUGUUGGUAAUCAUUUUUAUACAUGGUUCAUUUUUAGAAAACAUUGGACCUGCUAAAGUAUAAGUUUAAAAAAUCAUACAAGCAAUUGUAAUUUGUUUCAUUUCACUGGUUGUGAUUUGUAUAUUAGGUUUUAUUUAUUUUAACCUUUUGCAUAUUGGCAGACUUUUUACUUCCUAAAGUCAUCACUUCAUGACAACUCUACCUGUUUUAGUUUUAAUCAGAAUUGGACGAUAUUUAUUAGAAAAGAAUCAUCACUGUAUAUUAUUUCCAUUGAGACAUAAAAUGCAUUGGAACAUUAUUACCUCAUGAUGUAAAGAGAAGCACCCCUACAGUAACUAAAGGAAGUGUUUCAGUAUGAUAAUAUACUAAAUUUUGGCCCUUUUAAUUAUUGUCUCAGUCAAUAUUACAAUAUCUGAACAAUACAUUUCUAAAACAACAAAUUCCAGACCACUUUGAAUAAACUCACCCAAUUACAAAAUAAAAUUAUUUUUCUCAACAGUAUUAGUUAUGAUUUUCUGCUCCACCAAGUUUCAGAAUAUGGUUAUUUUGAAGAAUAUUUGGUUUUUAUCUUAUAGGUCCUUUCAUGUUUUAAGAUGUAUUCAGGGAUGUUGCAGUUUCAUGUUAAGGUUGACAAACUAACCUAUAAUAAUAGAAAUAAACCCAAAGAAAUGAAAAUUUUAAUACUUGUAAGAUGGCAUAGACAUUGAUGUAAAUGUAAUACAUAAUUUCACAAAUAGUAAAUUGUUGCUCAGUUCUAAGUAAUAUAUCAAAAGGUUUCACCUAAAACUGAUAAAAAAGAUAACUCAAAUUAUUAUAUUUAUUCAUACAAUUCAAGACACAGAAUCCAGUAGUAUCUGUAGAGCUUUACAGUAUUUCUAAACAAGUUUCUAUCUUUUAUAGAACUAACCACAUAUUGAACUGAUAGAAAAAAUAAAAAUGCGUGUAUAGAGGUUUAAUGGAGAUCAUAUAAAAUUAAAUUAAUACAAUCUCAUGAUACUCAGAAUUUUGGGUAAAGAGUCACACUACAACUCACUCCUGUUGUUUUCUCUAUUGACUAGUUUUACAUCAGAACAAGAAAUGAUGAAAAAAUUUCAAUGGCAUUAUAGGUUGUCCAUAGAUAUUCAUUAAGCACAUUUAAUUGGUUCUUAUGUAUCAAGUCAUUUUAGAUAUAUGCUCCUAUUUUUCAUUUGAUCCAGUGAAUGAAUGUAGAAGCUGGUCACAAAUCUCAAACUCAUUGUUUGAAUUCUUUGAAUAUUGGUUAAAAGUUUUUUAAGUGUCUUUUAUAUAUGAUAACAGGACUAGUUUUCUUAAUAUAUUUUUUUUAUAAUAUAUAAUAUGCAAAAAUAUUGAUCUUGUUCUUGUAAUAGAGAAAUAAACAAUUUGACAUUGCACUUUAGCUGGUUUAUUGGGCAAAGGGAUAAAUAAUACCUGAUAAUGAUACCAUUAUUCAAAGAAUAACACUGAGUUGUUUGAACUAUGAGAUAUGCAAUAUUUUUAUAGGUUAAUUGAUUUGUAUAAAGAAGCUUUAGUAGAGGACACUUUAAGAAAAUGAUUGUUAUUGUGCUUGUGGUAGAAUUGAUAUACUGGAUAAUUUUCAUGUAUUGACAUUUUAAUAGCUUAUUAUAAGGAUAAAAUUCAAAUCUUUAUAUGUGCAUUCUUGAAACUAAUAAAUUAUGUAUUGGAUGAAUCAUUUAUGAAGAAAUACUUGGCUUGUUAGAUUUCUUAUGUUUAUAUGUGUAUGGAUGUUUAUACAUAUAUAGAAAAUAAAUAUCUAAAUAAUAUGUGCAUUUUAAACAAGAAAUACUUACAGUUGUGGACUCCAACAAGAAGAAAAAGAUAGUUUUAGACUUAUUAACUGAACAUAAUACCUCACAGCUCUGUGUGUGUGUAACCAAAGGUUGAAGUAUAUCUAUAAAAAGUGAUAUAUGUAAUAUUAUGUUGUGAUGCAAGUUCAUAGAUCAGUGAAAUACUGUCUCUCUUCACUUAAAUUAUUGGCCUUAUUGUUAAUUUAAAGAAUUAUUUUUACAUUUUUAGUGUAAUAACAGAAUGGGAUAAUGAACACAGAUUUAUUUAUGGCUGUAAAAAUGCCCAGUGAUUGAAAUACUUAAUUGAAAGAAAUGCUUUUAAGACAAAGUAUUGGGCAUAAUAUUUGAUGUGGUUUGGCUCAUUUAAUCAAUUUGUAAUGUCUUUAUUAUGUGAUACAGAAAAAAUCAUUUCUAUACACAUUAACUUCAAGUAAAGUUAUUACUACUACUCCUUAAUGUUAGUAUGUUUUAAUUGAAUUUGUAUUUUCUCUGUGGAAAAUAUGUAUAGACUAUAGAAAAUUAUAGUAUUUUUUUUUAUUAAGUAAUUGACAUGUUAAAUCAUUUUUACUGAGAGUAAUUAAAAAUCAUGUUUGUAUUAACAAUAUAAAGUACAUCAUAGUUAACAAUUUUGUUUAUCAUAUCAAAAAGGAUUUUGGAAUGUAACUAUGUAAAUAACUGUUUUUACUGUAGCAAACUAAUUGUUGUAGUGUUUUUCUUUGGUUUUUCCUUCAUUUAUAAGAGAUUUAUGGAACUAGUCAUGCACUAAAUUUAGUUAAUCAUCUUUCUCUUGCUUAAUUAUUGGAUAAAUAUCAUGUAAAACUUUUGCUUUGUGUUUAAAAAUGUGUUGGUAAAAUUAAUUUGUUCUUGGAAUGCACCAGGUAAAUGAACUUUCAAAAUAAUUUUGAAUUAGAACCUUCUCAAAACAAUUUCAGUACUGAAAGAGAGAGAAUUCUGUGUAUGUGUAAUAAGUCGAUUUGUAUUAAGUAAAUGUCAUUUAUUACUUAACAACUUGAAGACAUUCAUAUUUAUUUUUAAGUCUAUAUCUCUUUUUCUUAA